Micromonas commoda is the source of this 5829-nucleotide messenger RNA. RefSeq lists its product with no specific name. Gene Ontology annotation, molecular function: protein binding. The record is from RefSeq and is a predicted model, not a curated record. Lineage: Eukaryota; Viridiplantae; Chlorophyta; Mamiellophyceae; Mamiellales; Mamiellaceae. The transcript has a single exon. The coding region runs from base 1 to 5829 and encodes 1942 amino acids.
AUGGCGUUCUCUUGGGACGCGCAGUCCCUGCGGGCCGCGAUAGACGACCCGCAGCGCUCGCUCGCGGCGCUCCAGGUUGCAAAUCAGGGCUCCGGACGGCACGAGCUGACGGGCGCCGAGGCGGUCGCCUUCUUCACCGGUUCGGGGCUCCCGCAGGAGACGCUCAGCUCGAUAUGGAUGGCGAGCACCAAGGGUGCGCCCGAGAUGGGCCCUCAGAUGUUCCUCGAGGCCCUCAAGCUCGCCUACGCCGCCCUGCACGGCGGUAAUCCGUCGUCAUCCUCCGGCGCGGCAUCCGCGUCGCGGGGCGGACCGGCGUCGUUCUCUUCGCACGGCGGCGGCGGCGGCGGUCCGACCCCGGAGGAGCGGCAGAAGUACGCCGCGCACUACGGCACCCUACCCGGCGCGAACGUCGGGCAGGUCUCCACCGCCGACGCCGCGGACUUCCUCUCAAAGGCGAAGAUCAAGCGAGAGCUCAUCCAGGACAUCUUAGCCAGGAACGCGCGCGGCGCCGCGAAAGUCACGCUGGACGCUUUCGUCCAGUCCAUGCACGAGACGUACGAGGCCCGCAAGUUAAAGAAGGAGAAGAAGGGGCUCAAGAGCGCGGCCAAGGCGGCGAUGGCGUCCGGCGCGUUCGCCGCGGCUGGCUCGACGUCGUGGCGAUCGGCGCCCGUGCCCCCGCCGCUCGAACCGACGAAUGCCUCGACGAACGCCUCCGCCGGACCGGGCGAGUCCGUCCCGUCCGCGUUCGCGAGCUUCGACGCGCCGCCUUUACCGCCGUCGGGAGGAGGAGGAGACGGCGGCGGCGGAGGAGGAGGUGGAGGAGCGUGGGGCGGGGCGGGGGCAGACGGAGCGGCGGGAGGUGGGUUCGCGGAUUUCGGGUCGCCGCCGACGGGGGGCGCGGGUUUCGCCUCGUUCGGCACGGACUUUGGAUCGAUCGCGGACGCGCCCGCGGCGGGACCCACCGGCUCCACGAACGACGUCGCCGCGCAAGGCGGGUUCGCAUCCUUCGACGCCGAUUUCGGCACAGCUGUGGCACAGCCGGCGGCACAGCUGUCGGAUGCGUUUGCGACAAAUACGUCGGGAGAAGACCCGGCGCCAGCUGUGUCGUCGUUCGGUCGGACCGAUUCCUUCGGUGGCGGAUCGUUCGGCGCCGCGGGCGUCACCGGCGAUUCCUUCGGCGGUGGAUCGUUCGGCGACGCGGGCGUCACCGGCGGGUCCGCCGCGGGAUCCGCCGCGCUCGACGAAGACAUGUUCUCGGGCGCCCAGUACUCGUCGCCGCCCAAGGCGCCCGGGUUCGGGGGGUUGGACGCGUCGUCGUCGUUCGGUGGGGACCCGUCCGUCGUCGGGUUUGAAGGCUUCGGCGGCGGUGGCGGCGGAUCGUCCGCGCCCACGCCGCCGGCGGGCCCCGCUUCCCAACCGCCGACAGUCGGAGGCGACUUUGCCUCGUUCGACGCGCCCGCGCCCGCGCCGACGGUUGGAGGCGACUUUGCCUCAUUCGACGCGCCCGCGCCGGCGCCGACGGGCGAUGACUUUGCCUCAUUCGACGCGCCCGCGCCGGCGCCGGCGGGCGGCGACGACGCCUUCGCCACCUUCGCCGCCGCCAAACCCCCGCUCCCGCCGCCGGUUCCGCCGUCUGGGUUCGGAGCCUUCGACGAGCCCGCCCCGCCAGCUGUGCCGCCGCCGACUGUGCCGCCGCCAGCUGUGCCGCCGCCGCCGAUUGACGAAGCCGCCGAGGCUGAAGCCGCCGCCGCCUCCGCCGCCGCGGAUAGAGAAAAGGAGCGCGCCCGCGUCGCCGCCGCCGACCUCGCCGCCGCGGAGGCUGCCGUCGCCCUCGCGAAGCGACGCAAGGCGCAGGCGGAGACCGACGCGGCUCGAGCCGAGGCUGACGCGGUUCGAGCCGAGGCGGAUCUCGAGACGGCGAGGAAAGAACGAGAAACCGCCGAGGAGGACGCCGGGCGGGUGGGCGAGCGCAAGCGCCUCGCCAUCGCGCGGGCCGAGCGCGCCGCGUCAGAGGCGGCGGAGAUCCGCGCGCGCACCUCGCGGCUAAAGGCGGAUCAGAGCGACGUCGCCGCACGGCUGGAGGCGGACGCGGCGGCGGCGGAGGAGGCGCUCGAACGCGUGAAAUCACACGCGAAGGCGUCGCGAGCGAACAUCGAGAAGGCUAUGGCGCAGUCGAAGAAACGAGCCGACGACGCCAAAGCGCAGGCGGAGGAAAUUCGUACAAACGCCAGCAACAACGCCAAGGCGUCCAAGCUCCGCGCGGAGACGGAGAUUGCCGAGGCGAAGGAGCAGCUCGAGGCUGCCAAAGCGGAGCGCGAUCGGAUCAAGCGCGAGACGCAGGUUGCGAAGAUUGAACGCGACGCCGAGCUCGAGCGACUUCGUCUGGAACACGACUUGGUCUCCAGAGAGAUUCUGGACGCGCGUCAGGCGCACGAACACGACCACAACGUCGCGGCGGAGCCCCUCGAGACGCUUCGAGCGCAAAUCGCCGUCGUCAAGUCGGAGAUUCGUCGGACGCAGGAUGAAACAGCGGCGGCUUCGAAGCGAGCCACCGACGCGCUCGUCGAGGCGAGCCUGCAGCUGCAAGAGUGCGAGGAGGCCGCCGCCGAGGCCAGGCUGGAGCGCGAGAUCACCGCGGAGAGCGAGGAUAAGGAGGUUGAGAAGGUUCGCGUCGCUCUGGAGGAAACGAGGAGGGCUCUGGAGGAGGCGAUCGAACGAAACGACGAGCUCUCCAGGCGCCACGUCGCCGAGAUCACCGAGCUCACCGAAACCAUCGAGGCGACCCGGAUCGCCACCGAGGAGGCGCACUCGGAGGCGAGGGCGGCCGCCGAGUCACACGCGGAGCGCGUGGAGGCGCUUCACGAGCAGCUGCGCGCGGCUUACAGGGCCAAGGACGAGGCGGAGGCUGAGUCCCUCCGCGUCACCAAAGAGACGGCCGCCGUCGUCGCGGAGAAGACCGCCGCGGCUGAGAAGGCCGAAGCCGCCGCGGCGGAGGCGCGCGAAAAGGCGGAGGCUGCCAAGGCUGACGCCGCCGCGAAGCGCGCCGCCGCCGAGCAGCGACUCGAGGGUGCGGAGGAGGCGUUGCGGCGCGACCUCGAGGAGCUCGGAAAGGCCAAAAAGGAGCAGACGACUGCGGCGAAUCUCGAGCGGGACCGGCUCGCCGAGAUCAAGGCGACGCGCGAGGCGGAGCGAUCGUCGUACGAGACGGAGGUGGCGACCGCGAAGGAUGAGAUCGCGGAGACGCGCGCGUCGAUCGCCGCCGAGGAGGCGAAGCUCGAAGCGGAGCGCAACAAGCGCGAGAUUGAAAAGGAGGAGGACGAGAGGCUCAUCGCCGAGGCCAAGGAGAAGCUCAGGGCCGAUCAGCUCGCGCUGGCCAAGAAAAAGGCUGAGGCGGACGAGGCGAAGGCACAGGCUGAGCUCGCGUCCGUCGCGAGGAAGUCCAUCCUGGCGCACGUCGAGGAGGAGGCGGCGGAACUUCGCCGGAAGGUUGCCGAGGAGCAGCGAAGGGUGGACACCGAAUCGACGCAGAUUGAAAACGAUCUCGCCAUGCGCGAGGCGUCGCUCGCCGCGGAGCAGACGAAGCUCGCCGCGGCGCUCGAACGCCUCCGAUUCCAGCGCCCGCGCGAGUCCGCCGCCGCCAAGCAGGUCCAGGCGUUACGAGAAACGCUCGCCAAAGCUGAGGUGGAGCGCGACGACGCGGAGAAGCGCGAGGCGGAGGCUCGCGCCGAGGUGGAGAAGAACCUCGCCCAGCUCAAAUCUUUGGCGACGGCGGUGGCCAAGGCUAACGGCGCGGCCGCAGCCGCCAGGGCGUCCGCCAUGGAGGCUGAGCGCCUGGCCGCGACCAACGCCGCCGCCGCGGAGCACGGCGCGGCGCACUCGCAGAUGGACCGCGUGAGAGCCACCGCCGAGAAGAAAGCCGCGGAACGAAUUCGAGCCGCGAGGGCGGAGGCGGCGCGGGUCAUCGCGGCGCGGUCGCCUCGAAACCUCGCGUUCACAUCUCCCAGGCUUUCGUCGUCCGCGGCCACCACGCCGAGGUCCGGAAGCGCCGGGGGGUUUGGAAGCGCCUUCACGACGCCGGUAUCGAAGCCGGUAUCGAAGCCAGUUCCCGCGGCAACGCAGCCGCGCGCCUUCGCCGAAAAGCCCGAGCCGUCGUCCGAGCGGACGCCCGGGUUGGUUCAGCCCGUCACGUCGUCCCCGAAAACCUCACCGAGGACCUCGCGGUCCGUGCGUAAGUCCGAGACGUCUAACAAGUCCAUGGACGACGCGCUGCGCAUCGACGCGGAUCUGGACAUGGACCUUGGCGGUUUCGACGAUCCGUUUUCUCCGGGUGGCUCGGAGGUUAAAAAAUCUCCGAGGUCGUCGUCAUCCGGCGGCGCGAAACCCAAAUCCCCGAAAUUCCAACAGUCGCCAAAGUCGCCGCGAACAUCGGAAGCCUCGGAAGCCGCGGGAUCCCCCAAGUUUGCCGCCUUCGAGGCGAGGUUCAGCGAGGGCGAACCGGGUUUCAAGGCUGACUUUUCCGCGUUUGAGCCGCCCGCGGCUCACGGCGAAUUCGGCGGCUUUGGGGCGUUCGAGCCCGCGAAGUUCGAGGCGUCCUUCGACAACCCCCUCGCGAAACCCGACGAUGGCGAGAUCCAACCGGCGACCGCCCCCACCCCCGCGCCGCCCGUCGCGAGAAAGUCCGAGGGGGAGCUCGAGAUUGCGGACUUCACCGACGACGACGACGACGACGACGAAGAGGAGGAGGACCAAGGACCGAAGGACAUCGCCGUGAAGAAGCUCCAGGGGUUCACGAUCAAACCCGGAGCGACAAAACCGACGGGGCCCAGCUAUUUCGACGAUCCCGUCCCGGCCAAGACGUCGGGGCUCUUCGACAACUCGCCGCCGGCUGCGCAAACGUUUGACGCAAAGUUUGACGCAAAGUUUGACGAUCCGCCGCCCGCCGCCGGUGUACCGACCAAGACCGAUUCGCAGGACGAAUUCGCGACGGACGACGAGAAGGAAGAGCCCACACGCACUGGGCCGCGAACGGACGACGUCGCCCGCCUCGGCGUCUCGCGCAUGUCCGACGCCGACGUCGACGAAUUCUUCGACGCCUUCGCUCGGGCCACCGGUUCGGCGGCGGAGGCCAUGUCCGGCGGGACUCUCGUCGCCGUCACCCGGGACACCGGGCUGGAGCAGGGCGACUUGUCCACCAUCUGGCAGCUGGUUGCCGCGCCCGGGGCGUCCUCCCUCACCAGGGAAGAUUUCGCGCUGUUCAUGCACCUGACGCGUCACGUCGUCGCCGGCGGCGAGAUGCCCGAGUCGAUGGACGACGCGGAGCGGGUCAGGGUCAUGGGUCCCGAGCACGGCCCCCGCCGGGCCCCGCCCCCGCCGCCCCCACCCCCGCCGCCGCCACCACCCGCGGACCACCCGGUCGUCGUGGUGGUGGAGUCCUUCGCGAAUAUUAAGGAUGGCAAAAAUUUUAAAAACGCAAACGUCUCCGUCGUCUUGGUCGACGGCGAGGGCGAGCCGCUGUGUCCCGUCGCGACGACGCCGAUGGGCUCGGGGAUCGCCAGGUCGGACGGCUCGAUCGUCUUCAACGCGCCCGUGCGGCUGGACGCGACGUACGACGCGAUACCUCGCGGCGCCGGCGUCGUGCUGGAGCUCAGGCACUUCAAGGAGAAGGAGAAGAAGAUGAGCGUGAAGUGCUGGGCGUACGUGGCGGCGGAGUCGGUGGGACGGGGCGGGUCGGCGGCGACGGCGACGCUGCAGAAGCCUACGGACAGGAGCGGGCGGCGGCGAAAGAACUUCAACAAGGGCGAGCCGGACGUCAGGGUGAGCUUCCGGUGA